AUGCGGGCAGCUUGCAGCGCAAAGUUGCAGAAAGCUUGUAGGCCGUGUAUGGGUGGCUUUGCGCAUGCCAUGCUGCGCGCCGCUGGCCUGGCGUCCCUGCUCUCAGUAUGUUCGGCAUCGUCGAGCGACGCACUGCUUUGGGGUGGAGCCACCGACAUCUCAACCUGUGUGCUGGCAUCCCCGUUCAUCCGCUCGAUGUGUGAUGGGACGCUUGAUGCUAGACACUUCGCACAGUAUAUGAUACAGGACAUGUCCUGCUACAUGCCUGGUGCUACAGAAGUGCUUCUGUCGCUCUACCAGCGUUCCCUCAAAGAGCACGGUCCCCAGAGCAACUGGACCUUGUUCUUCAAGGAGACCCACGAGAACUACCGGGUCUAUGGAGAAGCCGAAGCCAAAGGCUGGAAUCUGGAGAAGGUGGGCCCCAGCAACGCAUGCACGGCCUAUGUCGAUUUCCUCCGGCAGACGGCGGAGUCGGAAUCCUUGGCACAGGCAGUGAUCGCCUUCGCACCCUGCAGUGUUCUUUGGGACUGGCUAGCCGUGCGGAUGAGGCGAUGCGCAGUUCCGGGAAAUGCCUACACCGACUGGAUAAAGGCCCUUCCUGCCACGAAGAAACAGGCGGAUUUCAAUGCCUGGGAUCCUCUGCUUCAGGAGGCUUUGCAGCGAGACAGAGCACAAUCGCUGCAGACUUUCCGCAAGGCUAUGAUUCAGGAGCUUGAGUUCUUCAACUCCGUUGUUCCGGGUUUCAAGCCUGCGACGUCUUUCCACUGCGAGGUUCCGCCAGAGCUUGCGAAAGGAGGCAUCCGCGAUGCUGAGCGCAAGGGCGACAAAGUCCUUACGUGCCUCGGGCUAGGGUUCAUCGCCCUCGGCGUGCUCCAGUGGUGCUUCUGUCAGCGCGGGCCGAUUCCACCGAUGGAGAAGCCUCUUCUUUGA
Messenger RNA from Symbiodinium sp. CCMP2456, 930 nucleotides. Lineage: Eukaryota; Dinophyceae; Suessiales; Symbiodiniaceae. The record is from the annotation of a GenBank genome assembly.